AUGGGCGGCGCCGCAGUAGUCGAGCCGGCUCGGCGGGUCCCACUGCUGGGAAACAGACAUAAGCGCAAGGCGCGCGCUGCAGCAGCGGGUGAUUUUCGACCGAAUCCAGACAAAUCAGUAGACGAGGACGAGGAGAGGGAGGUUGUGAUUUUACCAGCGUCGUUCAGCCGCGAUCUCGCUCAUCCUCCUCUUCUACCCACACCAGAAGUCGUGGUUUCGAUUCCCUUCGACUCCACUGUAGCCCCAGGAAACGUCGGUAUGGCGGAAGGCGCGGGCGGAAGCGCUGGUGGGUCUAGGCUGAUGUACGGAGUAGUAGGGGGGGAGAUGGUGUCGGCGGAAGAGGGUGCGGGCGGGGGGAGCGCGCAGUGGGGCGCGGGGGGAGGAGACGAUGCGGAGGGGGGCGAAGGGGGAGAGCAUGAGAGCACGGCGGCGAAGAAGCUGCAGAAGGCUGAUAGAGAGAAGAUGCGGCGGGAUCGACUCAACGACCAAUUCAUGGAACUCGCGAGUGUACUCGAUCCUGACCGUCCGAAGAAUGAUAAGGCAACGAUUCUGACCGACGGGCUGACGAUGCUUCGCGAGCUGCGUGCGAACGUGAACCGACUGCGCGCCGAGCACAGCGCGCUCGUGGACGAGUCGAAAGAGCUGGCGGCGGAGAAGUCGGAGCUGCGGCAGGAGAAGGGCGCGCUGAAGGGCGAGGUGGACGCGCUCAAGGGGCGGCUGCACCACCGCAUGUCCGCGCUCCUGCCCUGGGCCACUGCGCCCCCUUCCGCCACUGCGCCCCCCGCUACCCCCGCCGCCCCUGCUUCCACCGCUUCCCCUGCGCCGCCUCCAGCCGCCCGUGUUCCUGCUGCUGCUCCUCCGAUUCCUGCUGGCGCGGCUGCUGGUGCUGCUAGUGGGGGUGGGUUGCAGACGCCAACGCAGGCGCCAGUACACGGACACGUUCAGGCGUCAAGACACCUGUCGGGCUACGCUCCUGCCGCCCAGCCCUCCCGCCCUCCUUUUGCUGCCCCCGCGCCCGCUUCCGCUCCCCCCGCCGCUCCUGCAGCAUCCCCUCCCCCCGCCGUUGCCGAUUCUGCUUCCGCGCCUUCCAUGCAAUUUCACCCGCAGUUUCGCCCUCAGAUGCUGACGUCACCGCUGCACAUGCAGCAAGGGGUGCAAGCUAUGAGCCAGCCUGGCAUGCUGACGUCAGCCAUGAGCCAGCCUGGAAUGGCGCAGAUGUGUAUGAGAGGCGCGGACAGCGCAGUGGGCAUGGGGGGAGCGGGGGGCAUGGGGGGAAUGGGGGGAAGCGGGUCGGAGCAGGCUAUGAGCCCCCCCGUGUCCGUGCUCUCCUCCUCCGCGCCCACUCCGCGCGCCUCCUCCGCAGCCGCGUCGUCGGCAGCAGCGGGGGGGAAGAGCCGCGUUGGGGGAGAGCCGCGGGAGAGCAGCGAUGGCGCCGGGCAGACAGGCAGGCAGCAGCAGCAGCAGGGAGGGCAGCAGGGGGGGCAGAAGGCCGGGCAGGAUGGGGAUGCUGCGGCGGGUGGCAGCUCCCUGGUGAGCAUGAGCCGUGGAGGGGGUGAGGCUGCUGUCGUGGUGGUGAAGCACGAGGAGGGUGAUGCCAACGCUGCUGACAGCAGGGCCUCACAGCCGCAGCAACAGCAACAACAACAGUCACAGCAGCUGCCACCGCAGCAACAACCACAGCAGCAGCAGCAGCAACAGCAACAACAACAGCAACAGCAACAGCAACAGCAGCAGCAGCCACAUCAACAGCAGCAGCAACAGCAGCAGCAGCAGGUGCAGCAGCAAGCAGCGUCACAGGAGGCACUAACCCGACCGCCAACAGCACAGCCCUUACAGCCGCCAGCCACUCUCCCUACCCCACCCCACCCCCUGCCUCCACACUCCUUCCCCCCCCAAGCCUGGCCGCCUGGAGCCUUCCCCAUGCCUGUUCCCAUGCCCUUCCAGGCCUCCAUGCCAGGCUCGGUGCCCCCCGCACCUGCAGGCAUGCAGGGUUGGAUCGCUGUGCCUGCUGGCGCCUUUCCAUACGCCUUUCCUCCUACUGCCCCGCCCUCAUUCCCGCCUGGGAGUGACGGCAAAAGCACCGGAAGCUCUGUGCAGCAGCCGCCGCAGCAGCAAAUGAUGAUGGCAGCUUUUCUGCCAGGUCAGCUUCCAUUCCAGGUCAGCGCCAGCUCAACGGGUCAGGGUCAAGGGGAGCAACAGGGCAAGGGGCAGGCGGGGCAGGAAGGGCAGGGCGGGGCACAGCAAGUAGCGCAGGGACAGCAGGCAGCACAGGUGCAGCAAGCGGGGCAGGUGCAGCAGAUGAUGCAGAUGCAGCAAUACAUGGCGCAGGCGCAUGCACAGGCGCAGCAAGCAGCGCAGGCCCAGCAGAUGGGUCAGGCAGGUCAAAUGAACCAAGUGCCCCAGAUGGCUCACAUGCAGCCAUUCAUGGGCGCCCCUGGGAUGGCCAUGGCGCUCCCCCCGCCCCCCCCUGGGCAGAUGUAUGUCACUGCCCCCUUCCUUGUCCCCGCCCCCACCCCCCCGCAACAGCAGCAGCAGCAACAGGGGCAGCAGCAGCAACAGGUGCAACAGGUGCAGCAGCAGCAACAGCAACAGGUGCAGGUGCAGCAGCAGCAGCAGGGGCAGCAGGGGCAGCAGCAGCAGCAGCAGCAGCAGCAGGCCAUCCCCCCAGCAUCCUCAUCAGGUACGGUGGUGAGUGGUAACAGGCAGGGCAGCAGUGCAGGGGGCGGAGGAGGGGCAGCAGAGAGAGGGAGUGGGGGAGGGGGAGGGGGGAGCGCAGCAGUGGGGGAGAGUGCAGGAGGGGCAGGGGGGACAGGAGGGGCGGCGGGGAGUGCAGCAGGGGCUGCCAGUAUGCCUCACUGGCUGUGGGCUGCCAGCCACAGACCAGCUUAA
Molecule: messenger RNA, 2889 nt
Organism: Closterium sp. Naga37s-1
Lineage: Eukaryota; Viridiplantae; Streptophyta; Zygnematophyceae; Desmidiales; Closteriaceae
Source: the annotation of a GenBank genome assembly